UGCCCCCCCCCCCCAAUGCAGCCACCCGGAGUCCAUGCCUGGGCAGCGCACCUGGGCUGCCACAAGCGGCCGCCGCGGGUCCGGCCCAGCCACCCGCUGGUGCUGGCCAACCGCGUGCAGGAGCGCCGGCAGGAGCAAAGAGAGCGGCCGUGCGUGACGGAGAUGAUGGGGCUGAUGUCCUGCUGGAAGAAGAACGAGUUCAACAGCGACCUGUGCACCGGGGAGUUCCAGGCCUUCCGCGCCUGCCUGGCCGCAGCCGAGAAACAGUUCAUGAAACAGCAGUCCAUGGAAUACAUACAUGACUUAUCUCCAAAACAAGUGAACAGACUAUUGAGGCGGUUCCCUAAUAUCACACAUGAAAUUUGAAGAGAGACCUGGUUGUCCAAGGAACUGGAGAGCAGCAAUCAAAGCCAGGAUCACCUUUGGAGAAAGAGAGUUAAAAACAGAUAUUGAGCAUUUGAUGUUUAGGGGUUCUGUCAGAAUCGCGGAGGAGGUUCUUGACUGAAUUCUUGUUUUUUGGGGUGCAGGGGCUUGGUGGAGAUGGUUCUGUAGGACCCCUGGCUCUUGUGGUAACAAGAAGGGUGUUUCCUAACUGUUGUUCAGCAAGUCAAAGUGUAGAGUGGAAUCUUGUUUCCUUGUGAAAUAAAAUCUUCUAACAAAUGA
Alligator sinensis (Chinese alligator) is the source of this 663-nucleotide messenger RNA. RefSeq names its product coiled-coil-helix-coiled-coil-helix domain containing 1 (gene CHCHD1). NCBI's taxonomy places the organism in Eukaryota, Metazoa, Chordata, Crocodylia, Alligatoridae. Gene Ontology annotation, cellular component: nucleoplasm; mitochondrial ribosome; mitochondrion. The transcript is spliced from 5 exons. Bases 16 to 366 code for a protein of 116 amino acids. Gene Ontology annotation, molecular function: RNA binding. The record is from RefSeq and is a predicted model, not a curated record. Gene Ontology annotation, biological process: mitochondrial translation.